This is a messenger RNA of Lethenteron reissneri (Far Eastern brook lamprey), 4499 nucleotides long. Its product is annotated as death effector domain-containing protein-like. The record is from RefSeq and is a predicted model, not a curated record. Gene Ontology annotation, molecular function: DNA binding. Lineage: Eukaryota; Metazoa; Chordata; Hyperoartia; Petromyzontiformes; Petromyzontidae. Gene Ontology annotation, cellular component: nucleolus. Gene Ontology annotation, biological process: apoptotic process; extrinsic apoptotic signaling pathway via death domain receptors.
UGACGUCACGCAUCGGCAACCAUUCGCUGACGUCACCCGGAUGUGACGUUCAAAAUCCUCGCCGCGAGAGCCCGGAUGAGAGCUGUGACGUCACCCACACGAAAUAAUAUUGGGAGCGACGCGUGACGUCACGAUUAAAUAACCGGCAGUGACGUCACGGGGCGAGCGGAAGCGCCGGCACGUGCCGAGUAAACAGCCGAGAGCGAGCUCGCGUGUCCACCCUCAUCCACCACACUCACCCUGAGCACACUCACCACACUCGCCCUCACCCACCACUCAUCACCCACCACACUCACACUUAGCACCCUCACCCUUAGCACACACCCUCACCCACCACUCUCACUCGCCACACUCAUCCUCAUCACACUCACCCACACUCACUCACCCUUAGCACACUCACCCUCACCCACCACACUCCACUCACCCUUAGCACACACCCUCACCCACCACUCUCACUCGCCACACUCACUCACCCUUAGCACACUCACCCUCACCCACCACACUCCACUCACCCUUAGCACACACCCUCACCCACCACUCUCACUCGCCACACUCAUCCUCAUCACACUCACUCACUCACUCACCCUUAGCACACUCACCCUCACCCACCACACUCCACUCACCCUUAGCACACACCCUCACCCACCACUCUCACUCGCCACACUCACUCACCCUUAGCACACUCACCCUCAUCCACCACACUCCACUCACCCUUAGCACACACCCUCACCCACCCCUCUCACUCGCCACACUCACCCACACUCACUCACCCUUAGCACACUCACCCACCACACUCACUCACCCUUAGCACACUCACCCUCACCCACCACACUCCACUCAGCCUUAGCACACUCACCCUCACCCACCACUCUCACUCGCCACACUCACCCACACUCACUCACCCUUAGCACACUCACCCUCACCCACCACACUCCACUCACCCUUAGCACACCCACCCUCAUCACACUCACCCACCACCCUGACCCACCCUUAGCACACUCGCCCUCACCCACCCUCACCCACCACACUCACCCUGAUCUACCACACUCGCCCACACUCACCCUCACCCACCACAUUCACCCUCACUCACCACAUUCACCCUCACUCACCACACUCGCCCACACUCACCUUCACCCACCACACUCACCCUCACCCACCACACUCGCCCACCACACUCACCCACCACACUCGCCCACCACACUCGCCCUCAUCACACUCACCCCGCGCACUCGCCGUCUAUACUACACGCACUACUCAAACACUGCACACAAUACACUCCACUCGCCCUCAAUCACACGAGGUAGUCCACAUUACACACUAAAUACACCACGGACCUUCAAUCACACGAGCUUCCUCCCCCGCCCGGCCCCCGACGACCCCGAGGAAGUCCGGGACCCGCGUCCUCCUCGCAGAAGAUGGCCUCGGCCUCCUCCUCCUCCGCCUCGUCAACCUCCUCCGCCUGCUCUCCGCCCACCCCCCCGUGGCCCGAGGAGUCGUCUGCGCGGCGUCUCGGCCUCUGCUCCCCGCUGGGCUCGCUGCGCUCCCUGGGCGGCCGCCUGUCCCGCCAGGACGUGGCGGCGCUGCGGGAGCGCUUCCCCGCCGAGCUCGGGGCUGGACCCGCAGCCGCCGCCGGCCGAGGAGGAGGAGGAGACGACGACGACGGCGGCGGCUGCUGGGGGGGGAACCCGGGGGGAGGCAGCAGCGGCUGGAGCGGCGAGGAGGCGCUGCUGGCGCUGGCCCGGGCCGGGCGCCUGGGCGAGGGGGAGCCCCGCGCCCUCCGCAGGAUUCUGCGAGCGGCCAACAGACUCGACCUGGCGCACAGAGCCGCGGGGGGCUCGUACGGGGCGAGCGCGCAGGUGUAUUUGGAGCAGGCCGAGGCACGCGAGGAGGAGCCUGUGACUCCGCUGCCGCCCUCCCGUAACCUUCGCGCAGGCGUGCGUGUGCGCAGGCGUACGAGCCGGUUCCCCAGGAUGCAGAUGCAUGGCAGGGCUGGUAGAGAGGCCACCGAUGGCACCGAGAAGCGCACGUGCGACAUUCGCUUGCGCGUGCGCGCAGAGUACUGCCACCACGACGCCGCGUUGCAGGAGAGCGUUUUCUCCAACAAGCCCGACCCUCUGGAGCGCCAGCUCGAGAGGUUCUCGCAGGCCGUCGCGACGCUUAAGUCACGCGACCUUGGCGCCAUCAUCUGCGACAUCAAGUUCUCGGCCCUCACGUACCUCGACGCGUUCUGGCGCGACUAUCUCAACGGGUCGCUUCUGGAGGCCCUCAAGGGCGUCUUCAUCACUGACUCGCUCAAGCAGGCCGUGGGGCACGAGGCCAUCCGCCUGCUGGUGAACGUAGACGAGGAUGACUACGAGGCCGGGCGGAGGAGGUUGCUGGGCAACACGAGUCCAUCGGCGGCGGCAGGGGAAGCGGCGGCGGCGCCGGCGGCAGGAGCAGCGGGGCUCUGAUGCGGCGAGCGCCGGGAGUGAGCCGUGUUGGCUUGCCCGCUGCCCGUCCUGUACGAUGCUCGUCGCCACGGAUAGUUAAAGGGGCUUGUAACGAUCCACACCCCGCCCACCCGCCCGCCCGCAGCCGCUGUCGACGAUUGUCGCGGCUGAAUUUCGAGAGCGUCUGUCCUUUGUUGUGUCGUUUUGACUUUCUCAUUCGUGUUGUCUCUCGUUUUUUUUGUCUCGUCGUUCUCACCAUUAGCCUCAACGUUAACAUCUGUACAUAAGUUGCACGAUUGAUGCUUACACGCAAAUAUAAUUGAUGCUUACACGCAUGAUUCGGUGCACGUAUUGUGAGUGUAAGAAUUGAUUUUAAUAGGUGGAUCGUUACAUGCCUAAUAUUUAACAUUAUACAAAACUAAGCAUCUAAUUAUAUAUGUUAAUUCUAGAUUUGAAGCUUUCGUGACUGCAAUGAUUCAUAUUCUUAGGUUUUUUCGGUAAAGUCACGUAGGUAAAAAACAUUAAAAAGUAAAAUAAAAUAAAAAUCACGACGUUUCGGAGGCAACACAAGCUUCCGUCUUCAGGUGGUACCGUCACAGCCACGACAGCUGUAUCAAGUAAAUGAGAGAUUGCAGGAGCUACCACUCCGUUUAUAUAAUGGUUGGAGAAGGUGGUGGGGCAAGGGCCGCAUACUUUUAUUAAUAUGGUAAGGUGAGGUUUAAGACUAAGAAUAGACUGCAUAACAAAGGCUGAGCCUUAAUUUUUUUUUACCUACGUGACUUUACCGAAAAAACCUAAGAACAUGUAUGUUUAACACAUUCAAUGGUUGGUAUACUUUCUAUUCAUUGUUUAGUCUCCAAAAAUCACUUCGGUAAAAUGGUAUUUCCAUUUUGUAGACGUGUUUUACAGAGACGAUGAUUGGAGCAGAGGGACUUUCCACAAGCAGACGUACACAUGGGCAUCACCGUGUGUUUGCAGAGCACUCGCAACGCGAAACAACACAAAAGGCAAAUGUGCAUUCGCAGGCAAACAUUUGCCGCAUCGCAGGCUCAUGGGCAUACGUACAACACAUGGGAACAAUUCAAGCGUAAUUGGACAGUUGGGCGCACUUUCAAAUGCGCGCAAGCCGGUCACAUUACUGCUCCAUCUCCACGGCGGUCGUCCGUGCUUCCCCCUUCCCCCUUCCUUGGCUGCUCCUCCGUCGUCAGUCUCGACCGCCGGCCGUCUUCCCUCGUCGCGACGCGUCCCCCGCCCAGGCGCACUUGCCUCUCAGCGGUCGACAUGAUGACGACGACUCUGACGUGCUCCCCUUUCCGUCCGUCUUGUCCGUCGUCACCAUUCGUGUACUUGUCAGCAUCUGUUGCAUUUUCUAUGUCACGUCGUUGUCCACGUUUCUGAUCCCUGUGUUAUAGCAGUUAAUAUACUCGGUAAAAACUGAAUCCUUUCUGCACAUUGCUUUCGUUUAAUAGGUUCGGUUUUUCCAGAGAACCUUGUAUAUGAACUCUGAUGUGAUUUACAGUUGUGUCCUGUCAAGAUCUCUUCAGUUUAGCAGACUUGUACAAGACUUGUUUUUUUUUUGGCUUUUGUUUUGUUGAUAUUUAUCUCGAGCCCAACUUUAAUAGUGUGCACAUACAGACACGAAACCACGCAUCACGACUGGAUAUCAAGCAACGCCCCAUGGCCACCGAAUGAAACGUCACGACAUUCACACCCCGCUGGUGCGACGGGGACCCGCGUCUGCAGUGAAGAGUCGACGAGCCGCCACACCGCACGCUAUGUAACGCAAAUGGUCGCCAUUUGCGUACACGAGGUCGAACAAUUUGCGGUUGCAUACCAAGAGACGUGCUGUUACUUUUGUGUCUAGUUGCGCGGCACACAUUUUUUAAAAACGUGUUUGGCUCAUUCCCGUCCGCUCUCGCGCGAGGAGUAGGCGACUGCACACGCGGGAGGGUUGCGGCUCCAUCCUGGCAGCGUCGCAUCUGACGACACCUGCCUAUGACCGUGCACUUCGUGGUACCUUUGCAUUUACUUUAAAUAAAGAUUGAUAUGAGCACAUUGAUCUCUUGUGUG